CCCCCCCCACGACAGGGAGGGGCGUCGCCCCCGCCCCGCUACUGCACACCCUCCUCUACCGAUCCCCGCUAGGGAGGGGCCCAUACGUCGGGGGCGUUCUGCGUCCGCCCGCGGCGGCGUGCCCCACCGGGCCUCUCCUGCAGGGGGUGCCCCUGUGGCGCCCCUCCCCUCCAGGAUACCGCGUCUGGCUCGAGGCGCUGCGUCCGCCGUCCACGGCCAUGCGCCUCCGACGGGGGUUCCUCACCCCAGGGGGCGGCGUGCGCAGUCGGGGGGUGUCCGUUCCGCACCUCCUCGCGGCCGGUCAUCUCCCGCUAAUGUGGAUACGGAGGGGUCACAUGCCUACAUUGUGCCUCCUCCCGCCAGUAGCGAUGACGGUUCAGUUUCUCCUCCGGUGGCCAAUACGCGAGAUCGGAGAAGAUCGCGGCGGGAGCAAUUGGCGCGGGAUUUCUCCCAGCGGGACGGCGAUACCGUGACGCCCGACAGUGAGGGAUCAUCGGGGUCCUUGCUCCCAACGGGGGGUUUACUAUUCUCCCGUAGGGAACACGACCCGCGUGGCGGCUCUGAAGUUCCUACGCAGGCCACGGCAGCGGCACCCUUGGUGGACCCCACUGUUCUGUCCGCCAUUUGUGCGGCUGUUGUGUCGGCAGUGGCGCCCUUGUUAUCCCCCGUACCCGGGGGACUUGGGCGGUCCUCCACUUCUUUGGCGGAUAGCAUUGCGCAAGCUCUUGCCCCGCUUCUGUCCUCUGGCGCGACCGUUCCCCCGCCUGCCCCGCUCCCGGCUGCGGCAAACUCGGUGGAGGAGCGGGGAAACCAUGUCUCUUUUGUCCCCCCAGCCGCGGACGUCAGGAGAGAAAUGGAGUCUGUCGGCGCUUCCGCGAGUCGACCAGUGGCCGUCGAGACGGACGGUGUUCCCUCUCGUGCAGGUCAUCCACCCGGAUUGGAGGAGUUAGCACACAGAUCGUUGGCCCCUGCUACGUUUGCGGCCUAUCGUGCCGCCUGGGAACGGUGGAGUCGCUUCCUCAUGGAGCGAGGCCAGAGUGGUAAGACCUCUCACACUUUACUCUUAGAAUAUAUCUGGAUGCUGUACUCCGACGGGAUUUCGCGGGCGUCUGUUAACAGGAUUCUGGCGGGUAUAUCAUACUUUCUGCAGCUGCGGGGGGAAGCGGAUUUUACGAAGUCCUUUUUCCUCCGGCGGGUGUUGAAAGGUUGGGCACGGGCGUCCCCGCCCCUCCCAGAUACUCGUCUGCCGAUCACUGGGGCUUUGCUGCGGCGGAUUUUGGGAUCCCUCCGGAGUAUUUGCUCCUCGGGAUACGAAGUUCGCCUCUUCAUGGCGGCCUUUACGAUGGCCUUCCACGGCGCGUUCAGGGUGGGCGAGCUGGUGGCCGUCUCUCGGACUUCUGCCUCGCCCAUGCUGGCGGCCCACGUCGUCAUACGUCCCGACGGUUUGUGGUGCAGGAUUCAGCGCUCCAAGACUGACGUAGCCGGCAGGGGGCAGUGGGUUCGAAUGGGCCGGGCCAGUUCGCGGGGCAUUUGUCCGGUUUCCGCGGCCCUGGCUUAUUCGUCCCUUCGGCCUCCAACGCCCACUGGGUGGCUCGUCCAUAGCGAUGGGUCCCCGUUGACCAGAUAUCAAUUCCGGUCGGUUUUGGGGCGUUGUAUCUUGUACCUGGGUCUAUCUCCGGCCGACUAUGGGACUCACUCUUUCCGCAUCGGCGCGGCUUCAGCAGCUGCUGCGGCGGGUUGGUCCGAAGUCGAAGUCCGGGCACUGGGUAGGUGGAGGUCUGGUGCAGUCAGACGCUAUAUCAGGCCUUUUCCUCCCAGUGCACCCAUUUGAGGACUAGCCGCUCGUCGCAACUGCAUUUUGCGGUUGUGGGGGCCUUGAGGAAUUUUUGUUUUAUCGUUGGUUUUACUACGGCUUUUGCCGGCUAACGAAGUUUCGUUUUUGCCUCAAGUCAAAUUGGGUGGCCCAACCCCCCCCCCCCCCCCACCCAUUUCCACUCCCCGUUAGGGACGUAGAUAGGUUCCCCAUUUAGCAAUGCCGUAUUUUAUGUAAUUUCUGACCUUCAUUAAACCCUUCUUUUACAGGACGGCGGUUAGAUCCGCGCUUUAUAUGAUUCGUGGGCCAUUCGUACAUCUAUUGGCUGUCCGUGUCGGCUCUGGCCUACGACACAACCCGUUUUCCUGAACUGCGGGCCGUGCGCUGGUUGGGGCGUAGAGGCCUCCGCUGGGACGGCCUGCGGGACUGGCUUAGGGCUGCAGUUGGCCGUUUUGGGUAUCCGCUGUUCUUGGUGGUACAUCUCGGGGGCAAUGAUUUGGUACACCGCACGGGCCUUGACAUUCGCCUCGUGAUGCGGCGCCAGCUGCUGGCACUUAUGGCUGAGUGGCCGUUUUGCCUGAUCCUCUGGUCGGACAUGGUCCCCCGGCGAUCUUGGCGUGGAGCCUUUAACCCGGGGGCGAUUGACUUGGUUCGGAGACGGGUCAAUUCGGUGGUCGGUAGUGCUGUCCUCCAGCAUGGUGGCCUGGUCGUGCCGCACAGUGGUAUCUCUUUCCGGGAUCCGACUCUAUACCGGUCUGAUCUUCUGGGAUGACUUUAUGCACGUCCUUCGGUCCCCUUCGGUAGUUGUUUAGGUAACAUUAGUUAAGGUUUAGUCGUUCAUUAGUGUCUAGUUAGUUUUGUCGGUUUUUUAGCCCCUCCUCUAGUUAGUUGUUAGUUCGGUGGCGGCGGCAGGUUGGUAACCUGGCAGUUGGCCGGUUUAGGAACGGUUACUUAAUUUUUAACCAUGACUUCAAGGUGAGAAGUUGGGGUGUGUUUUAGAAACAUUUUCUUAGUCGUUUGAAUUAGUUUCCGGGCAUCACUUUACCAAGUGGAGCCCAUUAAUUGGUAAAAACAUAUGUGGAUGGCGGGGCUGGUGGCCCGAAUUUUUUACCUCAUAGGGGCGGAGCGUACCUCCGUCCCUACAACUGUUGGUGGGCAGGGGUAGUGGCAGAAGGUCGACCCCUGUCCUUGGAUUUUUGAAUUUUUAAUGUCCAGGAUGCAGGCAGGAGGCCGAUCCCGGAACAUUGGGGGCAGAAGGCUCCCUCACACAUAUGUUUUUAUUGCUUACUUUUUAUGUAUUACAAUGUUUUUUCACCCAUGUUACUUUAUUAUGUUAACCGUUCUUCUCCCCGCCACCUUAGUUAGAGAGGGAAGUCUACAUUUUAGUUUUAGCAUUUAAUAGGCCUUCCUCUCAGUCAGAAAAUAAAAGCUGACCCCUUUCACGCCAACUACAGUUGUGGUGUUUUUAUUUCAUAGAAUGAGUGUGCUUGAGUGGUGAGUGGAUGCAUCUGACGUGUGGGGUUUAAGACCGCGUAGGGAGCAUAAUGCGACCACAGCGGCAUAAACGCACCGUCCAGGGCCUCCGCAGCGCCGCUCAAGGCACCACAUGGCCUGUGAGGGGUUAAUGUUUUCGGCUGGGAGGAACUCAGAGAGUGGGCCGGGGGGCCCAUUGGCUGCAGCAUGAGAGGGGGCUGGCCUGUCAUGCAUAUAGGCAGCCGGCAGGAUACUUCCUGCCUCUCUUCAGCCUUUUCGUUACCCACCCUCCCUCCCUGGGGACUUGUUUUUCUGCUUUACAGCUGUGUUCAUUGUGUCGGCUUUGGGUGGCCGGUUUAGGAACGGUUACUUAAUUUUUAACCAUGACUUCAAGGUGAGAAGUUGGGGUGUGUUUUAGAAACAUUUUCUUAGUCGUUUGAAUUAGUUUCCGGGCAUCACUUUACCAAGUGGAGCCCAUUAAUUGGUAAAAACAUAUGUGGAUGGCGGGGCUGGUGGCCCGAAUUUUUUACCUCAUAGGGGCGGAGCGUACCUCCGUCCCUACAACUGUUGGUGGGCAGGGGUAGUGGCAGAAGGUCGACCCCUGUCCUUGGAUUUUUGAAUUUUUAAUGUCCAGGAUGCAGGCAGGAGGCCGAUCCCGGAACAUUGGGGGCAGAAGGCUCCCUCACACAUAUGUUUUUAUUGCUUACUUUUUAUGUAUUACAAUGUUUUUUCACCCAUGUUACUUUAUUAUGUUAACCGUUCUUCUCCCCGCCACCUUAGUUAGAGAGGGAAGUCUACAUUUUAGUUUUAGCAUUUAAUAGGCCUUCCUCUCAGUCAGAAAAUAAAAGCUGACCCCUUUCACGCCAA
Messenger RNA from Pseudophryne corroboree (corroboree frog), 4153 nucleotides. RefSeq lists its product as uncharacterized. The record is from RefSeq and is a predicted model, not a curated record. The transcript has 2 exons. Gene Ontology annotation, biological process: DNA integration; DNA recombination. Gene Ontology annotation, molecular function: DNA binding. Bases 854 to 1831 code for a protein of 325 amino acids. Lineage: Eukaryota; Metazoa; Chordata; Amphibia; Anura; Myobatrachidae.